Molecule: messenger RNA, 7234 nt
Organism: Meleagris gallopavo (turkey)
Lineage: Eukaryota; Metazoa; Chordata; Aves; Galliformes; Phasianidae
Source: RefSeq, a predicted model, not a curated record
AGCUGUAAGCUCCUUUCUGCUAGUCUUAAUCCCGUUCUCAGUGGCUACCCUGGGCAGAACAGCCCAUUUGUUUCUUUAUCAGGAGAAGAGGUUGAGUAUGCAGCUGUGGGGAAAGCUGUGAGAAGGGGAGCAAUGUAAAGCCUUAGGAAGGGAGAUGGGGGUCUGUCCCCCCCAUGUAGGCAGCAGCUGAGCAGAAGUGCUCCAUCUUGCAUUUAUAGGGACAAGCAACGUGAGGAGGAAAGGUUUCUCUCUGGCUUAUCUCCUCUGUGAGUGCUCACGUGAGGCCCAACUUGGGAUGGAUUACUGACCUGAGCAAAGUUAUGUACCUGGAUCACCUUUGCUGUGUUACCUUUAAGCAAGAGGAAUGACUCAGGUGCCUGCUGACUAUCUGUCCACCACCAGCUCCUACAAUUAUGAUCAGCCCCUUCCCUCCGUGGGUCGGACAAGCACUGUCACCCAGGUACCCCCGGCCAAAAAAAUAACCUUCUUCAAGAGUGGGGAUCCUCAGUUUGGGGGAGUGAAGAUGGCCAUCAACCAGCGAAGUUUCAAGAGCUUCAAUGCACUCAUGGAUGACCUUUCUCAUAGGGUCCCACUGCCAUUUGGAGUACGGACCAUCACCACCCCGCGAGGAAUACACUGCAUUAGUGAGCUGGACCAGCUGGAGGAUGGAGGAUGCUACCUUUGUUCCGACAAGAAAUACGUCAAGCCUAUUAACAUUAUUUCUGCUGGACAUAGGCCAGGUCCUCCACGAAAUGGUCGUCCCUCCAGUACCUUGAGAAGAGCAGCCCAGGAGAGCAGACUAGAUGACUAUUCCACAUCUUUCACUCAGCAUGGCCCCAGAAUACCCAAGAAAAUCACUCUUGUUAAGAACGGAGAAACUAGUUUUCGGCGCUCAAUUAUCUUGAACCGUAGAAACGCUAGGAGUUUCAAAACACUCCUUGAUGAGAUUUCAGAGAUCCUGCAAUUUCCAGUGAAAAAGCUCUUUACUGUUGAUGGGAAGAAGAUUGACAGCAUGCAGGCUUUGCUGCACUGCCCCAACGUGCUGGUGUGUGUCGGCCGUGAGCCAUUUAAACCUGUAUCGAUGGAGAAUUUGAGGAAACACUCAGUGGAGAAGCUGCCUGACCUGGCUCCCCGUUCCAAUGGCAACAAUGUCAAUGAAAACAAUGAAAGUAAGAAAAACUCUGGGGCACGUUGCACAGUCAUCUCCAGGCCUGUGUCCUACAACUUGGAGAUUAUAGGCACCUAUUGUACUACCCCAGUGUGCAGAUUUCAUGUGUGCUGCUUCACUUGCAAAAUGCACUUCCCUCUCUCUGCCUCCCAGGCAUUUCCAUCCUCUCCUUCUUUUUCUCUGGUUUCCUUCCCUUGUAUAGUUAACAUUUCUCUCCAUCUUUCUUUUCUUGACUUCUUUCAAACUGCAGUGAACUUUGGAUUGAAAGCCAAAAAAAGCAUUAUCCAUCCACGGUCAGCAUCAAGCAACAGAUCAAUGAGAUUUUCCUUAUCAUCGGAGAAGUCAUAUCCAAAUGGUCUUGCUACCUCGCCAGAUAAUGGCGCACCUUUCUCAAACAAUUGUUCACAUCCAAAACCUGGAGACCUGGUCCAUUCCUUGGUCAAUGACGACAUAGAGAAGCGAGUGCAUGUGAACAAGGAUGGCAGCCUGUCUGUUGAGAUGAAAGUCCGCUUCCGCUUGCUAAAUGACGAGACUUUGCAAUGGUCCACCCAAAUAAAAAAGUCAAAUUUGAUGAACCGGAUGCCUUGUGAAGAAUCAGGUCUAGAGGAGGACAGUGGAGUAGACCCCUUACAGAAAAUGAACCCAGAAGCCAGCUCAGAGGCAGAUGAUUCAUUAUACCCAUGUGAUGUUGAUUCUUACAUGUCUAAACUUGAGGAAUCUGAGUGCGAUGAGGCUCACUGUCAUAGCUGUGGCAAGAAACACCAGGACUAUGAUAUCUGGAAAAACCCCAUGCACACUUCCCAGAGAGAAGAGCCCAGUGUACGAAGCACAUGGCACACACGGUCAUCGUGCUCCAGCACAUCUUCCAGGAGGAGAGUAAUCCACAAAAAAAAGGCUUCUGUGGAUAGUCUCCGCACCACAUCCAGUGAGGAAUUCUCUGAGCACAUUGUGCAAGAGUCCUCAUCCUACUCAGAGACUAUAGAGAACAGGGUGGCAUAUCGAUCUAUUAAAAAGUGUACUUGUAGAAGUGAUUUGUCUACAGGUGCUUCCAAUGGAGAAGAUCAGCAAGAAUACACCCGGACAAGCACGAGCAAUAGUCAGAGGCCUUCUUCCUUGGGAUUAAUGUCACAUUCAAGUUGUGAAAAUAACCUGGAUACUCAAGAAGCCCCUGAGGACUAUGAGGCCAGUAAAACCAAUUCACAAAAGGAAGAUGAAAACUGUUUUGAAAUUUCCUCUGUGAAGUGCUUAAAGGAUGAUGCAGAGGAGGUUGAAAGCAGCAGAGUUGGAAGCGUCAUAUCAAGGUCAUCAGUGCAGUCCAGACAGAGCAAGAACAUAUGUGAGGAAACAAGUAGUGUGGGUAGGACCAUGUCCUCCUCCAGCCUUCAGAAAGCAAAUGAAGGAGAUAACACUAUGUGUUCCACACCUGCCAACAGUGUGCACAGCAGGUCUAGUAACUGUAGCACACCUAGAGCAAAGAGUGAACAUGGUGACCACUCAGAAAACAAUGCAGUAGUCUCCUCCUUCUCCAGCGAGUCCUGUCCUAAGAAAGAGGCUGCAGAGAUUGAAGAAGAAGAAGAAGAAAAUGAAAUCAAUGAAAUCAGCUCAGUUUCAACAAAAACAAAGCCCAACCAGUCAGUUAAAGAUGAGGGCAGUGAAGUUGAGCAGUGCUCUGCACCAGGAACACCCCCGUCCAUAGCUAGUGUCAGAAAUAGCAGGAGAAGUGAUAGUGAUGAGAUUGUUCCAUGCAAUGCCUCUUGCUCUUCCAGAGGAUCCAAAAAGAGCAAACACAGCCAUCUUCAUUUGGAUGCACAGUCUGAAAUGUCUGUGUCUUCACUUGAAUCCUCUCAGAAUAAAAAGAAGAAUUCCCUACAUGCAGAUGAUCUAAGAUCAUGCAGCAGAGCAUCUAAUUACUCCAAAAGCUCAUGUGAAAUCAAGAAAAAAUCUAUUGGAGACCCCAUGUCUCAUAACUCAGGAUCUUUUCAGUCAAACAUUUCAUCUACAAGUGAAGCAGAGGCAAUUGCUGUUAUUGCUGAGGAGAAAAGCUCAAAAAGUACCACCAAUGGCUACAGUGCAUCCUCAAAAGGCUCAAAGAGGGGAAGCCAUAGAGAAGAAAACAGCAAACCAUCAUCUCUCUGCUCAAGCGUUUCGAGCCCUAAUAGAAAAGGUGGAGAAGGUCAUUCCAAGAUGAAUUCAGAGGUCCAUUCUUCAAGACAUGGAAGUGUAAGUGAGAGUGUGUGUUCAAAAGGUGACCACUUAACUGAAACUGGGAUUAGGAAUGGAAAUCCUGAAAGUGUCAGUUCAAGAGUCUCUUCAAAAUCAGAAGUAGAAGAUAAACACUUGUUGACACAGGUAUCUCAGGAGAGUGACGGUAGGUGUUCACAAUCAAACAUAUCUCAGUCUUCAAAAUCAAGGCAGAUUAAAAGUAGAAAUCUUCAUGUGGCGAUGUCAAACUCCAGUCGAGCAUCACCAUCAGAGACUAGGUCAAUAUGCAGCAAGCAUUGCCCUGCCCCACCAAAAGGGAAACCAAACAGCAAAAAACCACGAUCAGCCAUUUUGAAGAAUUCCUCCAUUAGCAGCAUAGGUACUGAGUCAGUGUUCACUACAGGAAGACAGCAAAAAGAAGUUGUAGAUUCCUCCAAACCAACUUCCUUUGGAUCUAAAUCAGUUGCAUCCGAGGCAAAUGACCAGAAGAAUACAAAGCUUAACGGUUCUUGUGAAGGAAAAGUGGAAGAGGUGUUAGAAGACACAGGAGUGCAGGAGGAAUGGAGUAAUUUAAUGCCAUCUAGUUUACCAAAUACAUCUCCAGAAGAAGUUGUGCAAGAAUGGCUAAGCAAAAUCCCUUCGGAAACACUGCUUAUGAAAUAUGAAAUGGAGGAUAAUGCAGAAGAGGAAUGUAUAGAAGCAACCACUGAGAUGUCGUGCUGUACAAAUGCUGAGGAAACCCCAGAGGAUGAAAAAGCUGAGAAGAAGAGUGCUGAGGAAGCUGAAAAUGAAACAGUGGAUGAAGUGGAGAAAGAGACAGUAGAAGUCACUGCUGUAAAUGAAGAGGCUGAAGAGUACGCAAAUCAGGAACAAAUCCCUGAAGUCUUGUCUGAAGCUGCCAAGGCUGACCAAGCAGAAUGCAGUCAGUCAGUUACGUCUAGCCAAAACAACAACAAAAAAGACCUUCCAACCUCUGUCCAGACUUCCGUCCAGAUUAUGAAGGCCUUGCUCAGUUCAAAACAUGAAGCAAAAUUUGACCGAUCAAACAGCUUGCCUGAAGUGUCUCCCACAAUGGGAAGAAAACUGAGUAAUUCUGCCACUGUCUUGAUUACUUGUCUUGCCAGUCUGCAGCUCCUUGAUGAAGAGUCAGAAGAUCCAUCAGAUAAAUCAAAAUGUUUGAAAAAAACAAGAUAUAUGGAACUGUUAAAUAUUUUCCAAGCCCUGUGGUUUGGACAAACAGCUGAAAAAAGUGGUCCAAGCUCAGGUCAAGAGGCAAGUGGACAGGAAAAGUCAGCUUCUGGGUUUAAAGUCCCCAAAUCUGUAAAUGGUGACUUCACUCCAAUGUCCUCCUCUGGGGUGGAUGUCAGCAGUGGUUCUGGUGGUUCAGGAGAAGAAAUUACUGCUGGUGCCAAGAACUGCAAUUUACUGGCACAAAAGACUGUUGAAUUCAAAUCAGAUGGCCAAGUGGAAGAUGGAGAAACUGCCACUGAACUGACUGAGGCUGAGGAGCAGAGUAAACAGGAAGAGCAUUCAUCCCGACCUUCAACAGCCUGCUCAAAAUCAAAAGGUGAGGAAAAAGCAAAUUCUGCUAGAGAGGAAUCUCUAAUUCAGGAUCAGUGCAGUAACUGUGAGAAUGAUCAGGAGGAAGGAGAGGAAAAUGAGAACACAGAAAAUAGCAGAUUAGUUGAAAAUGGAGAGCAAGAAGAAUCUGAAGCUGUAAAUGAAGCACUUCUAAAAGAAAAUCUUGAAGAGGCAACUGAGCAGUUAUCCGCUACUAUUGAGACAAAUGUCAGUGAUGCUGACUGUGGGACAGAACUGAAAGCUGAUAUUCAAGAGCAGCUUGAAAAAGGGUCUACAAAGGAUCCAGAGUCCAAAGUUGAUAUGGCCACCAGUGUGGGCACAUCCCUUGUCCAGCAAAACUCAGUGGAUCCGGAUCCAGUCUGGGUCCUGAGGCUGUUAAAGAAAAUUGAGAAGGAAUUCAUGGCUCACUAUGUCAAUGCUAUGAAUGAGUUAAAAGUCAGGUGGAACCUGCAGAACAACCAGCAGAUGGAUGAAAUGAUCUUGGAGUUGAAGGAGGAAGUGAGCAAAAGGAUACAAAGAAGCAUAGAGAAGGAGCUGAAGAAGAUCAAAAGCAGAGCAGGAACCAAGAUGCCAAGACCUCCAGAUGGACCUCUCAAGCGUGAGUCAACGCUCCAAACUGAGCAGAGGAGACGGCGGCUGCAGACUAUGCAUAAAAAGUCAUUCUUCAGUGACAAGACUGGAACCCACAGUAGGCUUGCAGACACAUCAGAUUUAUCAUUAGAUAUAGAUGAAGAUACAGCAUUUAGCACAGCUUUUGAGGCAAGUAUCAGUGAGCAACCAAGUGAGGAGGAAUACUGCCCUUGUGACACGUGUGUGAGGAAAAAAAUGGCUUCCAAGCCCAUAAGAAACCCAGUGUUGGCUACCAAUGCCCCAGUUGCGAAAGCAUUUGAUUUACAGCAGAUCCUGAAGAGAAAGAAAGAUGAAAAUGAGGAAGCCUGUGUCUCAGAAGCAGCCCAGGACAGCAAAGCAACUCCCAGUAAUGUGGAGGAAGCAGCAGAAAACACCAAUCCAGAUGAAGAGAAUGAUGAGAGUGACCUGCAGUCAGGCCAAAAGGAAGUGAAAGAAAAUGAAGAAAAGAAGUCAGUAUUAGAUGAAAUGGAUGGUUCAGUGCUGAAAGAAGAUGAAGAAGGACCAAUAUUAGAGAGUCAAAACUGUGCAAUUGAGGAGGAGGUUACAGAUGAAGAAAACAAGGAAGAAGAAAAGGAAGAAACAAAAGAAGUGGAGGAAGAAGAAGAAAAGGUGGAAGACAUAACACUGAAGGCAGAGGAAGAGGAGGAAACAAAAGAAGAGGUCGAAGGAGAAAUAAACGAGAAAGAUGAUAAGGAAGUAAAAGAGGAAGCAGAGGAAGAAACAAAGGAGGAAGAAGAGGAUGAGGAAUCAAAAGAAGAUGAGGAAGUAGCAAGAGAGGAGGAAGAAGCAGAAGAAGGAGAGGAAGAAGUAAAAGAGAAGGAGGAAGAGGAAGAGGAAGCAGAGGAAAAGAACACAAAAGAGGAAGAAGAAGAAGCAAAAGAGGAAAAUGAAGUUGAAGUAGAGUCCAAAGCUGAAAAUGAAGUUGAUAAUGAAGCUGAAGAAACACAGGAGCCAGAGGGUGAAGAUAUUGAAGCUGAUGAUGAAGAGGAGACAUUCAAAUGCAAAGAUGUUGAUGGCUCAGAGGCAGAUGAGAAUCCUGAAGGAGAUACUAUAGAAGGAAGUGAGGAAGCUAAGCAGGAUGAGGAUGAGGCAGCAGAAGAUGGAAAUGUAGAGUUAGAAGAUGAGGCAUGUUCAAAUGAAGAAGAAAACAACAGUGAAGGUGGUGAGAAAUAUGAAGAGAAUGAUGAGGAACCCAUCAGUGAUGACCCUGACCUGGCAAACAAAAACCAUGAAGGCAACAGUAAGUCUUCUGAAAGAGCCUCCAAGGCCAAAGGCAAAAGAAACGGGAAAAGGCUAGAGACUCUGAGCAAAGCAGUUACCAUUUUUGGUUCUUCUUCUCUGGGAAACUUCUCACAACAGUCCCAGAAGGGGUCUGAUGAUGAAAGUGAAGAGGAAUGCCAAGAUAAUAACUCCAUAAGCGAGCACCCUAGUGGAGAGGCUCAAAGUGAUGAGAGCAGCAAACCUUCAAAGAUGUAUCCUGAUAGCGAGGAAGAAGAGGACAAAGCAUCUUCAUGCAUUGAUCCUUUGGGAGAUGAGGAACAGCCAGAUGCUGAAGGUGCAGAUCAGAAGGGAGACAAACAUACUAACAAGGUUCAGGCUUCUAAGAAUAAGGAAGGUUCUGAUGAAAUUGAUCAGGAUGACCUGGAUUUCUAG